Molecule: messenger RNA, 672 nt
Organism: Carassius auratus (goldfish)
Lineage: Eukaryota; Metazoa; Chordata; Actinopteri; Cypriniformes; Cyprinidae
Exons: 2
Coding region: 1-672 (223 amino acids)
Source: RefSeq, a predicted model, not a curated record
AUGCUGCUUGGUACCUCUCGGCAGCGGAGGAAGAUUUUCUUUGGGUUCACGUUUGCAGCGAAUUCUUCGCUCACGAGUUUUAACAGGACAGUAUGUGCCAACUCUACAUUCUGGCUUCAACGUGCACAUCAGGGAGAAUCUUCACGGGAUUACCAGUACCUCAAUCAAUCAAGUAUUGAUGACCUCUGUCUUCAACUCUCCAACGAUGUUUCUGGGGGAUCUUCUCCAGAUGCUACAGAAGACUGCUUAACACUGCUAAGCAGCAAAACUCUUACCGCCCAGGAUUUUAGAAGAUGUUUUCUGCCCAAUAACACAGCCCUUAUUGCCUCUUUGUGCGGAAAUGAUUCGUCUCAAAUACCUCAAGAUGGGAGCUGGGCAGCCGAGUACUGCUCCAAAGCCAUCCCUAAUCACUCUCAUGGGGUCCCCAAAGAAAACUGCGAUUACUCGAACUGGAAAGCAGAACAUUUUAUGAACACCACCGCACUUGAGAUUUGCAGCAAUAAAGCUGGUUUGAAGGACUAUAUUUGCAAAAACGCCACACUGUACCUCACAUUGGUUCUAAAGCAACCUUCGUUCUUAGACUACUGUUUGAACUCUGAAGAGAAGCAGGGCACCAAGUGCGUCCUCAACAUUCCUGUUUCCCCAUCGCUCUCUUCCUUCACAGUGUGCUGA